UAACAAAUUAGCAACUAGUGAGAUACUGAGUGAGAAGAGAUAGAGAGAGAGAGAGAAUGAAUACGAGAUCUGGUGAUGCCGAAGGAGAUAUUAGAGGGAAGAUGAUAGCUCCGGUGAGAGACGGAAAUGGUGGACAGAAGAGAAAAUUGGUACAGAGCAACGAUAUUCAGAGAGACGAAGAUGGUGGAGCAAAGAGAAGAAUCAUUCAGAGCAGCGACCAGAAGAACGGGAAGAUCCUGAGAGGAAUCCAUGGCUGUGUAUCUCCUCGGUGCUCUGCUCCGACUUACCAGUCUCGCUUCUCCUGGUAUGAGCAAGAUAUAUGGACAUACAUAACAAGGUUUUUGGAUGGUAAAUCAUUGGUGAAGCUGGGAGCAACGAACAAAUGGUUCUAUAAGAUUGCAAUGGAGGAUACUGUUUGGAGGUUUGCAUGCUUGCGUGAUCUUCAGGUCCCUGAGACGUUUCCAGUUUCUUCCACCUGGAUUAAGAUUUAUGCUUCAGCUUUUGAUGGGAGUCACUCUUACUUGUUCCACCAGAAGGAGAAGCAUAUUGAUUGGAUGCGUCUUGGUGCCUUUGUUCUUGACUCUCGAACUUCAUUCCUGACUGAGAGUUUGAGUGGUCGUCUGAAAGUCCCAACAGAAGGAACUAUAGAACAAAUGUUACAAUCCAGUGGUUCAUGUCUUAUCAACGACAUCAAAAGCGGUAUUUGGAUUGCAGAUUUACAGCUUUUGCGUUGCCCUCUUUGUGACCUCAGUACCUGUGAUGGAACAAUGCAAACUCUUGAUGUUAGGCACAUUGAACUCUUCCUUAGUGAAGGCUACAAAGAUGGAAGCUGGGAUUAUAAUCUGAUUGGAUCUCAUAAGUUGGAGAAAGACGCAAGUGCAGCCUGUGGAGCCAUAUUUGACCUCAAACACCUUAAAAAAUCUUCAUCCUCAGGUAUUCUCAACCUCAAGUCUUGGACCGGAGAGGCAGAUGAUUCCCAACCUAAAGCAGUUAUUGCACCCCAUGCAGUUGCUGUUCACACAAGAUUGCAACAAAACGAAGGAAUCCUUGUGAAGUACCACACAAUGAAAGCAGGAACAGACGGUGACAUUGUUUCCAUCAGAAUCUCCCAGCAGCUUCUCUGA
Arabidopsis thaliana (thale cress) is the source of this 1124-nucleotide messenger RNA. RefSeq names its product F-box protein RMF. Lineage: Eukaryota; Viridiplantae; Streptophyta; Magnoliopsida; Brassicales; Brassicaceae. The transcript is spliced from 8 exons. The coding region runs from base 57 to 1124 and encodes 355 amino acids. The record is from RefSeq and is marked reviewed.